Phascolarctos cinereus (koala) is the source of this 3454-nucleotide messenger RNA. The record is from RefSeq and is a predicted model, not a curated record. NCBI's taxonomy places the organism in Eukaryota, Metazoa, Chordata, Mammalia, Diprotodontia, Phascolarctidae.
GCCUGCAGGCUGGGGCUUCCCCCUCCCACCUCUAUGUUCCCCCAAAGUCCCACCCUCUCCCCUACUCUCUCCCUCCAUUCCUAACUUCCUUCCUUCCUUCUACUGUACUUCCAUCCUUCCUUCCUUCCUUCCUUCCUUCCUUCCUUCCUUCCUUCCUUCCUUCCUCCCUUCUUCCUUCUUUCCUUUCCUGAAUUCGAAAUACAAAUUUUCCCCAAAUUGAAAAAAAAAACAAACAAAAAAAGUCUUCAUUCUUUCCUUUCUUCCUUUCCUCCCUUCCUCUCCUCUAUCUUCCUUUCCUAUUUGCUGUGAGUUGUCCAGUGAUGGGAGAUUAAGACUGUACAAUGAAUAUAAUUUGCAGACAUUCUUGGUGUUUAGAGCACUGGAGAUCAUCCAGGAAGGUAGGAGGGCAUCAACCCAGAUUUCACAGUAAAUGGGGAAGAAAGACUGGGGACAGAAAUAAACCACAUCACUAAAUAUUUGGGAAAAUUUCAACAUGAGUCAAUAUCAUCCUCUCUACCCACAGAAAAUGAUAUUUUUAAGAGUGAGACACAAUAGAAAUAAAAGGAGUUGAGGAGGGGGAACAAAAUUUACAGGGCAAUAACAGAGAUUAUUUAGAAGAUACUAUUUUGUGAUUUUUUUAAAGACUUUCUUUAUCUAUACUUACCAUACUAAUCAAAACAAACUGGCAAAGUUGCUUCCUAAAAAAUAAGUCCAUAAAAAUCAACAGCAUUUCUCUACACUAAUAAAACAAUCCAAAGCGUAAUGCAAGGGGAAAUUCCAUUAAAAAUAAUCACAAAAUUCAUAAAAUAUUUGGAGAUCAGGCUAUCAAAACCUACAAAAUAUUUGUAUAGAUUCAUAUGCAAAGUGAUCCCUUAAAGAAAUAAAGAUGAACUUUAAGUAGCUAGAGACAUAUUCACAGCUCCUAGAUAGACCAUGCACUCCAUUUUCACAUAUGCUUCUUAGAAAUCUUACUUUGCUUUAGCUCCUACAUGAGGCCUUUCCUGAUGUGCUCAGUUUGGGGGCUUCUCCAACACCAAAAUUACCUUGUAGUUACUCUGCAUUAAUUUUGCAUUUAUAGGUAGUUCACCUCUAAAGAAUGCAAGCUUCUUCAGAGCAGGAACUAUUUUAUUUUUGUUUGCAUCCUCAGCUGACAAGCCUACUGCUAGCCACCGGAUAGGUACUUAAUAAAUACUUGUUGAUUGACUGAUAACUUUUGACUCUAAGAUAAGAGGAAUCUAUUGGGAUAUAUGAUAUAGGUCUGAAAUCCGGAGGGAAGGUCACCUCUCUCUUCUUCUAACAAUCAAGAUGGAAGGAGUGAAUUUCAAUAACUGUCCUAGGAAGAGCAUCUGGGCCUUGAGAAGAGUUUUCUGGAGGCAAGAGAAUAUUCAGGAGGCACUAUAGUUGAGGGAAAGAGUUGUGGAGAAGGAGAGAUGGUGGAUCUGGGAGAAUGGAGCUAAUAGAGGAGAUUUCAGCUAUGGUUGAGAAAAGGAGAAGAUGAAAUGGAAUGAGUCAGUCUUUGAUCAGGCUAAUUUACCUCUUCUACCAGCUGGAAAAAGGGGGGUUCAUGGCAACACUGGAGUUGUUCUGAAGACUAUUCGCAGAAGAAGGGCUGAGACUGAAAAUAUUUCCAAGAAGCAAGAAAAAGCAUGAAGAAGGGGAAGGUAUAUAGAAGAGAACUGAACCCAUUAGGAGAGGGAGAACUCAGUUUUGCUUAUUUAAUUGCCAAUGAUUGGCCUGGAACACAGGCUCCCAUGAUAGAGAUCAUGUCCCAGCCAGGGAGACUUCCAUCCAUCAUUGAUGGUUUAGAUGAACUGAAAUUCCCUUGUAAUGAGCAUAGAUAUAAUCUGUGCAACGAUUGGAAGCAGCAGAGGCCAGUGCCCGUUCUGCUGAGCAGUUUACUAAGGAAAAUCAUGCUCCCUGAAGCAUCCAUGCUGCUCACUACAAGACUCACUGCUCUGAGGCAAUUUAGCCCUAUGUUGGAGAAUCCAUGUCAUGUAGAGGUCCUGGGCUUCUCUGUGGAGCACAGGAAGGAGUAUUUCUGCAAAUUUUUCAGAAAUGAGUAUUUAGGUGAAAAAGCCAUUAGUUUAGUAGAGGACAAGGGCACACUCUUCACCAUGUGCUCUGUUCUCCUAUGCACUUCCCUUAAACAACAGAUGGAGAAAGGAAAAGAACCUGUCCAGGCUUUGAAAACUACCACUGCACUUUUUUUGCAAAGGGUUUGCUGCCAGAACACAGGUGUUGUGAAAACCAUUGCUAAACUUAACUUCCACAAAAAUUGCAUGGUGGUGACCUUUGCUUCAGUCAAUGUUACAACUGAAGUAAAGUCUGUGGAAAUGCACCAUGAAGCUUUGAGUGAGGCUCUGCCAGGGGAUAACAUUGGUUUCAAUGUCAAGAACAUGUCUGUCAAAGAUGUCCACUGUGGCAAUGUGGCUUCUGAUAGCAAGAAUGACCCACCAAUAGAAGCAGCUGGCUUCACUGCACAAUUUGCUGAGCUGAAGGAGAAGAUUGAUUGUCAUUCUGGUAAGAAGCUGGAAAAUGGCCCUAAACUCCUGAAAUCUGGUGAUGCUGCCAUUGCUGACAUGGUUCCAGGCAAGCCCAUGUGUGUGGAGAGCUUCUCCAAUUAUUUUGCUCUGGGUUGUUUUGUUAUUCAUGAUAUGAGGCAGACUGUUGCAGUUGGUGUCAUCAAGGGCAGGAAACUGAAGUUUGAGGAGGAGGACCUGAGGAGGCAUGACUUAGAAGCCGCUGAAGUGUCUGUCUUUUUAAAUAUGAACAUUUUUCAGAAAGACAAUGACUCUGAAAACUGCUCCAACUUCAUUCUCUUGAGUUUCCAAGAGUUUUUUGCUGUCAUAUUCUAUGUGCUGAGCACAGACAAAGAAGAAGUGGAGAGCCCUGACUCUUCCAUAACAGAUGUCAAAAAAAGUCUGAUGGAGUAUAGCAGGCAUGAUGCCAGCUUUGCAGUCUUGGUGGUGCACUUCCUGUUUGGCUUUGUAAAUACAGAGACAAGCAAGAGAGCUAGAGAGUAAAUUCAGAUGCAGAAUGUCACUGGAAAUCAAGUCACAAUUUUUUUUCAGUGGGUUGAGGGAGAAGCCCAAAUAGAUUAUGUAGAAUAUAAUUUUUUGUAAUGCCUGAUUUCCCAAAAUUGUAUUCUCAUAUAUAUGACUCAAAAUGUUGAUUUUAUAACACAGGCACCAGUUAAUAUCCAAGAAACCAAAGUAAAAGUUUGCCACCAGUAGGAUGACCCAAGCAAUUUUCUGCUUUAAGCACUGUCCUGGGGCACAGAGAAUUACCUUGUAUCUUCAUCUCUUUUGUAUUGUAGCUUUUACUAGGUUCUUUGCAGACAGACUGAACUGUGGAUCUUUCUUAAGAGGGAGCCCAGUGUUCACCUUUCAGCUUUGGACAUGUGGCCAGGAGAGAUUAUCAUCCUGGCUUUUCUUUGUUUGAGGACACAGAGUUU